AUGGUCAAGACUUCCGUCCUCAACGAUACGCUUAACGCGAUCAACAACGCCGAGAAGGCUGGCAAGCGCCAGGUCCUCGUCCGUCCUUCCUCCAAGGUCAUCGUCAAGUUCCUGAGCGUCAUGCAGAAGCACGGCUACAUUGGCGAGUUCGAGGAGGUCGAUGACCACCGUUCCGGCAAGAUCGUUAUCCAGCUCAACGGUCGUCUCAACAAGUGCGGUGUCAUCAACCCCCGCUACCCCGUCCAGCUCCGUGACCUCGAGAAGUGGACCACCCAGCUCCUUCCUUCUCGUCAGUUCGGUUUCGUCGUCCUGACCACCUCCGCUGGUAUCAUGGACCACGAGGAGGCUCGUCGCAAGCACGUUGCUGGCAAGCUCCUCGGUUUCUUCUACUAG
Aspergillus oryzae RIB40 is the source of this 393-nucleotide messenger RNA. Its product is annotated as 40S ribosomal protein uS8. The transcript has 2 exons. Gene Ontology annotation, molecular function: structural constituent of ribosome. NCBI's taxonomy places the organism in Eukaryota, Fungi, Ascomycota, Eurotiomycetes, Eurotiales, Aspergillaceae. The record is from RefSeq and is a predicted model, not a curated record. The coding region runs from base 1 to 393 and encodes 130 amino acids. Gene Ontology annotation, biological process: translation. Gene Ontology annotation, cellular component: cytosolic small ribosomal subunit; ribosome.